Molecule: messenger RNA, 2607 nt
Organism: Seriola aureovittata
Lineage: Eukaryota; Metazoa; Chordata; Actinopteri; Carangiformes; Carangidae
Product: gastrula zinc finger protein XlCGF57.1-like
Exons: 2
Coding region: 203-1594 (463 amino acids)
Biological process (GO): regulation of transcription by RNA polymerase II
Molecular function (GO): DNA-binding transcription factor activity; RNA polymerase II cis-regulatory region sequence-specific DNA binding
Source: RefSeq, a predicted model, not a curated record
GUGCCAGUUUGGAAAACUUGCUGCUAAUCUUUGUUGAUAAUUUCCGCCAGAUCUUGCUGCAUUUAUGAUUAUUGGUUCUGCACAUCCGAUGGUAAUAAAUAACAUUAGUUACGUUAACUGAAUAGCGGAAACUAUCUGUAUUUAUUUAUCUAUUGGUCAGUUUAUCGCUGCGUCCCUGUGGAAAUUUGCUAGUCAGACUUAAAUGGAAAUGUCUACAAUCCAGUGUUUAAGGAAGUUGAUCGAAGACAGACUAAGUGCUGCUGCUGAAGAAAUAUUUGGAGCUUUUGAAAAGACUAUAGUAAAGUACGAGGAUGAGAUCGAUCGUCAUCGCAGGCUGUUCAAAGUUUGGGAACCUGAAUUAAAGUUACACAGGAUAGAGCUCCCACAGCAAAAUGUCGGUCAGGAGCAGGAGCAGGAGGAGGAGGAAGAGGUUCUUGCUGCACAGCUGCUCUUUAAAGAGGAGAGGAGCUCCAGUCUGGACCAAGAGGAACACAAACCUUCAGAGAUGAAAGAAGAAGAGGAGGAACUCUGCACCAGCCAGGAAGGAGAGCAGCUUGUACUGAAGCAGGAGACUGAUACCUCCAUGUUGAUUCCUACUUACGAAGAAAGUGUCCACAGUGAACCAGAGGCGAGCGACAUCCAGCUCCCCUCUCACAACUCUCAUAACUCUCAUAUAGCUGAGAGCCAAGGACACAAAGGUGGCAAGAAUGGAGACUCAACAUCAACUGCAAAUGCACAGCCAAAGUCGAAGAAGAGACCUCGCAAAAGCAAAAGUCCCAGGAGCCAUGUAUAUAACCUGAGUACCUGCUCUGGUAAAAAUAUGUUCCAGUGCGACAAUUGUGGGAAAGCUUUUAGGCGUAAGUCCCAAUUAGAUACACAUCUGAGAGUCCAAACAGGUGCGAAAGAAUAUUCUUGUGAAACAUGUGGGAAAUAUUUCAGAAUUCAUUGUAACUUGAUGAUCCACAUGAGAAGCCACAAAGGUGAGAGGCCACAUUCUUGUGAAACGUGUGGGAAAUCUUUCAGAUUUCAUAGUGGCUUGGUGGUCCACAUGAGAAUCCACACAGGUGAGAGGCCAUAUUUUUGUGAAACAUGUGGGAAAUAUUUCAGAUAUCAUGGUGGCUUGUUGAUCCACAUGAGAAUUCACACAGGUGAGAAGCCAUAUGCUUGCAAAACUUGUGGGAAAGGUUUUAUAAGUAGUAGUGGCUUGUUGGUCCACAUGAGGACGCACACAGGUGAGAGGCCGUAUAUCUGCACCACUUGCGGGGCAAGAUUUGGUAGCAAGCCAGUAUUGAACACACAUGUGAGUAUCCACACAGGUGAGAGACCAUACUCCUGUAAAAUAUGUGGGAAAGAUUUCCGACUUGGCAAUGGCUACAGAUCCCACAUGAGAAUCCAUACAGGUGAAAAGCCGUAUACUUGCACAACAUGCGGGAAAACUUUCAGAGUUAGUCGUCAAUUGUUAGUCCACAAUGGAAGAUUCCACUCUGGAAGUGCCCACACUGGUGAGAAGCCAUAUUCCUGCAACACUUGUGGGAAAGAAUACUUAAGUGUGUCUAAUUUGAAAAGGCAUAUGAGAUCACACACAGGCAAGUAGCCUUGAUAAUAUAUGGGAGAUGGUUCAGUUGUAGCAUUUCAUGGCCAAAACACACCUGAACCCACAGAAGUGAAUCUUUUGCAUGAGCUGCAUCUCAGCAACUGUUUAAGUCUUAGUUAAAUGCAGUUAAUUGUCAAAAAUGUUUUUUAAACGACCCUCAUUAUUAUCCUAGAUAUCACUGUAUUACUCAUAUUUUGUGUUUGCAGCAGUAUUUCUUUAUAACUAUUCUUAUCUCCUAUCAGUGAGUGCACAGUCCCUAACAAUAUAAAUGACUGACCUCAUAAAUCAUUAUUCUUUUUUAUUAUUUGUAUACACUACCUCAGUUAUGUGAGUCAAUUAUGAACUCUGAGCUGAGAUGUUGGGCCAAUUGCAGUAUGAUGUCAUCUUGCAAACUACGGUCUCUUUCUGUCUACAGCCUUUCAUUUGAUAUUUUCGUGUAGUUCUUGAUAUAAUUGUUUUGAUUUUAGGCUUUAGUGAAGAUACACAAAUUGUAAUGAUGCACUACAUGGUGCUGUCAACAAAUAUUGUUAAUGUAAUGUUUUUUGAUGCUGGUUAUUCAGAAUGAUAUUCCACAUUGAGGGACUGAAUGAUUAGCUUAAAAACUACAGGGCAAUAUCAACCCAGGUGAUUGGUGUAUAAAUAGCACCGAAAUGAAGCUGGAAAAUUAAUUGCUGUUAUUUCAUGUGCUUAUUUCAAUAUUGUGAUUUUACGGCAUAUGGUGAUAACAUAAAAAUACCAGGUUGACUUUGAAUUGUAAAAGUAUAAGCAAAUUAUGUGAGAAUUUUAGGCCAUUGGUUCCUUCUGAAACAACAUCAUGUCACUUUUUGCAAAUAUCCCUCUAGUUAUAGUGAUGAACCGGACGGGCCUAUAGGUCAGGAUGCCAGGCUCUGUACGCUGGUCUCUCACUGGACUGGUUGUUAUUGUUGGUCAUUUUGGGUAACUUUAUUUGUGUAAUACGUAAAAUCAUAAUGUGCUAACAUGGCUGUGAAAUAAAUGUGCAACAAAAAUUGUUA